AUGGCAAGAUGGCUUUUGGCUCUAGCAGAAUAUGACAUCACUUGUGUUACUCCCAAGGCUAUUAAGAGCCAAGCACUUGCAGACUUACUGGCCCAAUUCCCAUCUGGUGAACAUGAACCUGCAGAGGUAUCUCUACCAGGUGUGGUCCAUGACUCAGCAGCUGUAGUUGAGGCUUAUUGGGACUUAAAAUUUGAUGGAGCUUCGGGAGCUGAGAAAGGCGGAGCUGGCAUAACACUAACCAGUGAAGAAGGAGAGAAAUUUCAUCUAUCAUAUAAGCUUGAUUUUGAAUGUUCAAACAACGAGGCUGAACAUGAGGCGUUGAUACAGGGUCUAAUUGUUGCCCAAAAGAAGAGACUCCGCAAGUUGAAAAUUUUGGGCGCCUCCGAGUUAGUUGUCAGGCAAACAAUGGGUGAUUUCGCCUUAAAGGAGCCUCUGUUUGGCCCGUAUCGCACCGUGGUUCAAGGAUUGCUCACUCAAUUUGAUGAUGUCCAAAUCCAGCAUACCCCGAACACACAACCGUUUCCCCGAUGCCUUGGCUACACUGGAGGCAAAGGUGGAUAUAUCAAAUGA
This is a messenger RNA of Camellia sinensis, 570 nucleotides long. The record is from RefSeq and is a predicted model, not a curated record. NCBI's taxonomy places the organism in Eukaryota, Viridiplantae, Streptophyta, Magnoliopsida, Ericales, Theaceae.